AUGAUAAUCUGUUCAGCAACUGAUACCAAUGGUAGCCACCUCACUACGUCACGCAUUAACCGGUUGCUGAGACCUUUGCGCAACAAAUGCUUGAGUUUGAGCAAGUUGUUGUCCACCGCUCGGCACAGUGCGUCUCGCAGCACAUACUCGUCACAUAGUCAAGUCUGGCCACUUGAUUCCCCUCCACCACUUACCCUCCUUCCUCAACCGUCCUCUGCCAUUAGAGGGAGGUUCAGCUAUUUCGACAAAGCAGAAGACCUGGAGCUCUCUCGCUUGAUUCACGCAGUUUGUGAUGCCUUUCGAUGUGUCCUUCAGGUCACGCACGGAACGGUGCCAGGGGAAUCAGUCCCCAGCCUGGCAGCUAUGUGCUGCUUCGUAGUUGGAGAAAAUGUUCCGCUCAGUGGCAUCGGAAUGCGCGACAGUCAAGAGGAGGUGGUAGAUGAAGAUGAGCUGAUGAAAACUAUGGAAGACAUCUAUGACGCCAUCCCAACUUACUAUCGACGACAUUCCAUCGCGUCCCAUGCACUUUCCCUUGUGCUAGCAAUUUGUCCACAUCACCACACGCUUAUCAGCACUCUUCUGGACAUCUGCUUGUCAUUUUGUCUAGUUCACGAAUCGCGUCGUUUGCUCGACAUAAUCCUUAAUAUUGCCUUUCUGUCCACCGGAUCUCCUCCUCCAAUCACGCACCUAGGACAUGUCUCCUACCUUUCCGAUCUUCUCGCUCGGUGGCUAUCUGGGAACAGCGAAAUAAUGCCUUCUGAUGCUAUUCCGUUAUUCUCAGUCUCAACGUUCUCGCGAGCGGUCGCAGAUACUCUAUCUCAACAAGAUGUCUCUUUAUGGGGAUGCAAAGCGGUCGCUAGGUUCUCUCGCGGCGUUGAAGUGACCGACAUCGACUCUUUUAUUACCCUUAUGGAUUCUCUAGUCGAAACCAUACAUGAUUAUUGCCCGGCGCGGUCUGGAAAGGGGAAGGAGAAGGAAACCCUAGAUAUUGCGGCUAUUCGCUACUGCUUGCGUGAUUGGAUGAACAGGUUGUUUGCGGUCACCGUUAGCACCUCCGCAGAACUUGCAGAUGAAUCUCGCCAUUCUGAUAUUGACUCUAUCAUUAUGUUACUCGACCGAUGUCGAAGCUACGGAAUGCAUACCCUGAGACUGGGUGAUUCACCUCAACCUUCUCAAGACGAACUUCCUGACGCAAUCACGAUACUCGCCACGCACCUUCAUAUUACAUAUUCACUAGCGGGUUAUGAUCCAUGUCUCUUGGAUCUGCUUCGUGAGGUUUCACCUAUUCCUACAACGUUCACUCGCCUCGUUGAACAUAUGCACCGAGGUUCCGCACAAGAUUUUAUGACAUCGCUACAGCAGUCCUCGUCAACUUUACAAACACACAAGCUACUACAGCUGGACGCUUCCCUGUGGGCCUGCGCCCUUCGUGUCUUCGAGAGCACCCCAAAAGGCACUUCUAAAGAGAUUCAGAAAUUUAAGCUUCUCUUGAUCGAUGGUGUGGACGAGGCCGAACGCCGGUUAUUCGGAGCUGGUCCAUCCGAUAGCAGCCCAGCCGUUCGGCUACCAGGACAGAGCAAGAGAUCCCGCGGUGUGCACCAUCGUCGGCCGAGUGGAGAAUGGGAGUGGGAGGAAAUGGUUGGCUGCUGGAUCCGCAAGACGCCUGCUCAAGUGAAGAAAAAGAGG
Molecule: messenger RNA, 1686 nt
Organism: Suillus bovinus
Lineage: Eukaryota; Fungi; Basidiomycota; Agaricomycetes; Boletales; Suillaceae
Exons: 2
Source: RefSeq, a predicted model, not a curated record